AUGGACGUGACAGAGGAAGCUAUCUGCUGGAGGAGACGAGAUGGAAUGAGAUUACUUGAACAAGUAAAGGGGUUAGCCUUUUUAAGGAUUGAGAGUGUGGUGAGAUGGGGAGCCAUGGAAGAUUUGAUGAGGAAUGAAAAGGUUUGGAAAAUCUGCUGGGGAGAGUGGGAUAUUUUAGUGUUGUGCUUAGAAAAGAAAUCUACAGCCCAGAUCGAUGACUGUACACACUUGAGAGAACAAUGUAUAAAUGAUACAAAUGGAUGUGACCUUGUUUGGACAGUCCUUGAAGACGUCUGUAAUGUUUCAGGUAAUGAAUGCCAGAUGAAAGAUUCAUUGAACUGCAAUCUAAGCAUCCAGUCUCUGGAAGAUCAAUAUCCCAAAUUUAAAAACUGUCUCUGUACUGAAGAUAUUUAUUGUAGUGUUAACAAGUUGCUUGGGGGACAAUGUACCAAUAAAACAGAUUACAUUAAUAAACCUAUUAAACUGCAAUGGGAUCAAACUACUCUUUCUCACCACAGGUUCCAAGGCAUCUGGUCCUGUUUGGAAGCUGCACAGGUUUGUGUUGGGGAUGUAAUGUGUAACAAACAGUUGGCUCUGUACCUUAAGGCUUGUUCAGCAACUGGAAGGCCAUGCAACCUGACACAAUGCCAAGCAGCCAUCCGCUUCUUCUAUCAAAACAUGCCUUUUAACAUUGGCCAGAUGUUGGCUUUGUGUGACUGUGCACCAGCAGAUAUACCUUGUCAGAAGUCCAAAGACCUUCUUCAAAGCAAGUCGUGUGCCAUCAGCGUAGUUCCACCUCCAUCAUGCCUUGAUGUAAUUCACAGCUGCCAAAAUGAUGAAAUAUGCAGAAGCCGCUAUGAAACAUUUCAGUCAAAAUGCUGGCAGCGUGUUACUGAAAAAUGCUAUUAUGAUGAGACUUGCAUUAAUACCUUCAAUAAGGAAGAUAUAACUUGCUCAGCAGAUGAUAAGUGCAAAGCUGCUUAUAUUGGCACCCUGGGGACCAUACUUCAUGUUCAAUGCACCUGCAGAUCCAUUCCAUUCAUUGAACAGCCUUUAUGUGAGAUUUUUUAUCACAUGCUUCAGAGCAGGUCCUGCUUCAGCAACUUAGCUUUUCUGGUGAUGAAAAUUCUUAAUCAAUUCAAUGCAGGACAUGGAACAACAUCUCUUUUCAAUGCUUCUGAGCUGGAUAUUGCAGCGAAUGGAGUGCUGGGCCUGGUGUUAGGAAGGCUUGAACUAAAAUCUGGCCUCAGAAACUUA
Molecule: messenger RNA, 1257 nt
Organism: Dromiciops gliroides (monito del monte)
Lineage: Eukaryota; Metazoa; Chordata; Mammalia; Microbiotheria; Microbiotheriidae
Gene: GFRAL
Product: GDNF family receptor alpha like
Exons: 9
Biological process (GO): nervous system development
Cellular component (GO): signaling receptor complex; external side of plasma membrane
Molecular function (GO): signaling receptor activity
Source: RefSeq, a predicted model, not a curated record